AAAGGCAGCAGAAAAAGAGUUAUCGGCCAACCAAGUGCCUAUGAACUAUAGUUUCAUUUACGUCCACUUUCAGCAUGAACCAAACCCAAGCGAUUCAACUCAAUUUCUCUUUUUUUCUAUAUUUGGGUACAUCACACUACUCACCAAACUACACAAAAUCAUAGCAAGAAGCUAGGGCAUUCCUCUUCCGCUUAAUUCCAGCUGCUUCUUCCCCCCAAUUUCCCAUAAAAUUCGCCUACAUCCUUCUGUGAUAUCUCUUCUGUUUAGCCUAGCUUCCAUGAAGAAUUUCAAGUAUCCUGCGCCAGACCAUCCAUCUUCAAGCUUCUUUCUCCCGCCCGAUCAUCCCAUUUCAGGAUGAAUCUGAAGCCUUGAAGGAAAUGUGACAGUGUAAUUGCUAUAGUUUUGAAUGAAACAAAAAGAUUGGUUCUUUUCUUUUAGAUUUGGGACACUCUCAGAGAGAGCUAGAGAAGAAGAGAAUAAGGGAGGAGAUAAUUGCACAAGAGGAUGCCCAAAGAAGGAUUCUUGAAGCAGAGGUCAGAAUGGAGCUAAGGAUGGAGAGGGAAGCUUCCAUGCUAAGGGGUGACCCCAAAGUUCCUUCUUCUGCGGAGUUUGUAAAGAGAUCUGCAGAACCCAGGGUGGCACUGCCUGAUGAGAGGUCACUGGAGGACAUUAUAGUCAAGCUUGUUGAUGAGAGGUUAGCCAUGUUAAUCUCUGGGAAUGUGAGGGCUGCAAAAGAUGAUGUAAAUGUUCCAAAGUCUCCUGAAGAAGUGGACAGGCUCAUCUUAAAGCCGAAGACUGGUGAUGGAGAUGUGUCUGAAGGGUUAAAGCAAGAGGUAGUCAUUAAUGGUGAGCUCCUUGAUAAGAAGAAAAUCAAACAAGAUUGGAAUUGUGACCUAUGUCAAAUUACGGCCACUAGUAAGACGAGCUUAAAUGAUCACUUCCAAGGGAAGAAACACAAGGCCAAAGAAGCGCCAGGGAAGAACUUCAGCAUUGGCCUUUCCCUGAGCAGCCCAAAGCUCGACAUGCCCAGAGAAAGCUCAAUGCUGGUAAUUACCGAUGAGAAAAGUGCAGCAUCGGGUCAAACCCAAGAAAAGACUGAGGUGAAAAAGAGGAAAAACUACACAUUCUCGUGUGAGAAUUGCGGGACAGGAACUUUUUCAUCAGAAGUGAUGGAAGACCAUAAGACGGGGAAGAAGCAUUUGUCUAAGGUGGAGAAGGACAAUGCCGGGAUUUGAAAAGCAGCAGCAAUGAGGCAGGAAGAUUGUUUAGCUUCAUUCUUGUUAGUUGUAUGUGGAGGCAAAACUAGGUUCACAUUAACAAACAAGUAUUGUUCCUGAUUAUAAAGGUUAGUGAUAGCUGUUGUGUUAAGCCCUGAGAAAUAUACUUCUCAACAAGCGGGUUUAUGUGUAGCAAAUUCUGAUCAUCACUUGUGUUCUAUAAAACAGAUGUACCCUUUAUUGACUAAAAGACAGCCUAACUUACGAGAUAGGAAUAUACUUUUUCAGAGUAGUAGUUAAAGAGCUUUCAGCUUUGAAUAUUCUUGAGUUUUAUUGCAAGUAUUUGAACUUACAA
Messenger RNA from Cuscuta europaea, 1572 nucleotides. The record is from the annotation of a GenBank genome assembly. NCBI's taxonomy places the organism in Eukaryota, Viridiplantae, Streptophyta, Magnoliopsida, Solanales, Convolvulaceae.